CCUUUUUUCCUUUUCUUCUUGUUCUUCUUUCUUCUCUUUUUCUAUUUCAUAUUCACUUUUUAUUGUUUAUUCACUCACUUAUUCCUCAUUUCUUCUCUUUCAUUCAAUCUGUCUUACCUCUGUAUUCAUACUUACUCAUAGAUACACUCACACUUACUCUCUUUCUUUCUUUCUUUCUUUCUUUCUUUCUUUUUUUUCUAUCUAUCUCAUUAUAUUAACCCUUUACACUUCAUCCCUGAACCAUCAUGGAAGAAGUUCAAUCUUCUCUCACACUUGCCAAUCAGAUGGAAGAAAAAGGUCAAGUAAAGGAUGCAUACUUCGCCUAUCUUUCUUUGGCUCAAGAUUCUUUAACCUUUCUUAAAGAUAUCAAGUUUAUUCAAUCUUCCAUUAUAUCCCAACCAAAACAAUACAGUUCCUUGAUCACUGCUAUGAGAACUUGUUUAUCACAUAUGGAACAUAUAAUCGAAACACAUACACCAGGAACACCAGCAAGAUUACAACCUCAACAUACUGGCGAUUCUCAAAAAUUCCCAAAACCACCUUUACCUCCCAAACCCUCUCGAAUUCAUAAACCAGUGUUGCCACCCAAACCUGUUCGUGGGGUAGUAUCAAGGCCCUCUUCUCCGACCAAUGACGAUUAUUUGCAGGACAAAUCUUCUGAACAAUCACAUCAAUCCAAUUUGCAACAACCUGGGGAUUCUGCACCAAUCCUUAGACAAAGACCUCCUACUCCCAAUACGGCAAGACCUUAUAGUGUUCCUUCUCCUGAUAAUCGGUCUUUACAAAAGCAUCGCCCUUUUACCGAAUUACGACAAUCUCAAGACGAUGACAUUACUAUUGUAUCUGAAGGUGAAGUAGAUCCAACACAUUUAGUACCAGCUCAAACCAAUGUAGAUGGUCUUAAUUCUUCCAUAUCUGGCCAAACUUCUUCCGAUCAUGUUCCUUUGAUCCCAGCACCUCCUCUAUUGAUUACACAUCGUAUCUUACAAACAAAAUUGGAUGAUUUGGAAUUAUCAUUGAAGGAAACAAAAGCUCGAAAACAACAACUAUUAGGAGAACAUCAUACGCUUGAUCCAAUGACAGAAGAUGACAUUAAUCACCGAAUCUUACAAUAUUCUCGUCAAGUCGCUGAUACCAAACAAACUUUGAAUCGUGUUCGAACUAUUUAUAUGAGUGCUGCUACUAUUCCAACCAUCAUCCAUUUCAAGGCCCACAUCACUGCUUAUCAAGUCACUCAAAUAGAAGCUGCCAUCUUCAAUGCUAUUCCACCUUCAGCUCUGUUGUCCCAUUCUGCAAAACACCCUCAUCCUAGGAUUGUUGCCUCAACUGAUUUUUUUAAUUAUAUCACUCGCGCCAUUGAACAUUCCAUCUUGUUUCCUCAAGAAGCUUCAGCUCGUGCUCAACUUAUACAUUACUGGAUCAAGGUUGCUUCCCGUUGCUUGGAAUUGAACAAUUAUCAAACUUUGAAGGCUAUUGUAUCAGCAUUAGGUACUCCACCAGUGGAACGACUUCGACGAACCUGGGCGUAUAUACCAAAGAAAAGUGUGACCAAACUGGAUACUCUUAGUGAACUCAUGUCAGAAUCCGACAAUUAUGGACGAUACCGUGAACAUAUGGGUAUGGUCAAUACCACUGUAGUCAAUGGCAAAUCUGUUGCUCAAAUUCGUGCUGAGCAUUUCACCAAACCAACCGUACCAUUUUUAGGAACCUUUAUUCAUGAUAUCACAUAUUUAUUGGCAGCCUUCAAAUCUUCAUCUACCACAACAGCUCCUCAAGAUGAACCAAGAAUUCAUGAAGUACUAGAAACCAUGCGACGAUUCCAACAAGGUCCAAGAUACCCUACUGCUUUACCAGGAACUUACAACAAAGCUCAUCAAAAGCACCAUUUCCGACCUGCUAUUUCCAAUGCAUUACAUCGUGGCGCUUCGGGAAUUGGAAGGAUCAGUAGUAAUGGUUUAUUUGGUUUCGGUAGUAACAGCAACAGCAACAGUAAUGGAAGUGGAAGGGAUAGUAGUGGAACGAAUAACAGCAUUCUCAAUGGAUUUGGUGCGGAUGAUGAUGAUAAGGAAAGUGAUGAAUCUGAAGAUGGCAAUAUGGAAGAGCAACAAGAAAUGGUGACUCAGUAUGUCCUGAUGCGACCUUGGGUAAAUCAAGAUACAGUGGAUCAACUCAGCCUUCUACGUGAACCCCCUCGACAAAAAACCAAUACCAUGUCCAGUGGUCAUCGAAGUAGUGGCGGUGGUCAAACCAGUUCAGUGCUUAGCAACUCAAGUUCUUCAAUGAUGCGGAACAGUAAUGGUAACAUUUCACUCAAUACCAAUAGUAGUGGUGGUAGUGGUGGACGUGAACAUAGUGGUGAUCUCAGUGGUAGUCGACCUAUUAGUGUGGAUGAUGAACAACAGUAUCGUGCAUCAGAAGAAUACACAAGAUACAGUUCGGGUAGCAACAACAAUAGCACUUUUUGGCCUUUCCGACGAAGUAUGGAUCAAACUCGACCAGCAACACCUCACGAACCAACAGGAUCAUAUCAACCUUCACCAACACCGUCAUCAUCUCUUCUUUCAACAUCAACAUCAGCAUCAAAUAUCAUUCAGGCCCCGGCUCCCGUUGUACCUCCACGACCUCCCAAUAUGACAAGAUCAGUAUCAUCUCAACAAACUUCAACUCCCAACAAUGAUGAAUUCAAGGCAGUACUUGCUCAGCGUUUAGCCAAGGUGGCCACAGAUACAAAUUAGAUUGAUUUACUUGAUUUAGUUAGUCCUUUCCCUCCUUUUUUUUUUUUUUUUUAUGACCCUUUUGUAUUUUUAUAUCCAUUGAACCCCAGUCUCAGAAGAAAGAAAAAAGAAAUAACCAAAUGAAAAAAAAAAUCUAUCCAUUCUGUAUAUCUUCAUUUCUCCCUUUUCUUUUUCUCUCUCUUUUUUU
This is a messenger RNA of Halteromyces radiatus, 2922 nucleotides long. RefSeq names its product ras guanine nucleotide exchange factor domain-containing protein. The record is from RefSeq and is a predicted model, not a curated record. Bases 246 to 2735 code for a protein of 829 amino acids. NCBI's taxonomy places the organism in Eukaryota, Fungi, Mucoromycota, Mucoromycetes, Mucorales, Cunninghamellaceae. Gene Ontology annotation, molecular function: guanyl-nucleotide exchange factor activity. Gene Ontology annotation, cellular component: plasma membrane. The transcript has 4 exons. Gene Ontology annotation, biological process: Ras protein signal transduction; positive regulation of GTPase activity.